Messenger RNA from Ostrea edulis (European flat oyster), 3917 nucleotides. Its product is annotated as multiple epidermal growth factor-like domains protein 10. Lineage: Eukaryota; Metazoa; Mollusca; Bivalvia; Ostreida; Ostreidae. Gene Ontology annotation, molecular function: scavenger receptor activity. Bases 835 to 2379 code for a protein of 514 amino acids. The transcript has 13 exons. The record is from RefSeq and is a predicted model, not a curated record.
GGAUUUUAGUUGUUAAAAUCCAUGAAUAUGCAACUGUGAAAUUAUGUUUCGAAUCGAGAUCAGCAGUUAUCCUUCAUCCCUAUCGAGCGGCAUAUUGUCUACAAUGACUCAGUGACAGUGCAAGAGUUCUGAAUGACAAUGUGGGAACAAAAGGUUUAUACUAUAUACAGUAGGAAAUGAAAGGUUUUAGAUGAUAAUUGAAAACUUUUUUUUGGGAACUUACCGUUAACAGAGCCUAUGACGUCUAGAACGGAACUGUUUGGUGUGGGGGAUGCAAUGAUUGAAGUUGAGAACGGAAGGGAACGAAUCUUUUGGUGUAAUAUUACGCCUCAGCGUCUGUAGAUCACUAUUGCUAAAACAAACUGAUCUGUACGAUUUGAUUAAUUUUCAUCCACAACAAUCCCAUUGGCGCUCUGUAAGUUUUGUACCCAGUGCGUAAUGCUUAACAAUCCAUUUUCCUGUAUCAACGGCAAAUGUACUAACAAGGAAUGCAAUUUAAAUCUCAAACACGCCCAUGGCAUUGCAACUCAUAUUCAACGAGCUAUAACUAUAGAUGCCUUCAUUUGACAGGUUAUCAACUCAUGUUAAAACAUUAUUUUUUCUAAUGUGAAAGAAGUCCGUCGGAUGGCAGAAUUGUAACAUUUACAUAGCAAUUAAGAAAAGAAGAAACACAUGCAAACAUUGGGUUUGAAUUGUAUGUUGUUGUUUUGUUUUGUUUUUUUACAAUGCAUGCACAUACUAGAACUAACGCCAGCAUGUAAGUUCUUCCCAUGCUAUUAAUGUAUCUAUUUUAUUUUCAGGGGACAAAACUUCUUUUCCAGGGUAAAUUUUACAAUGACAUGCGCCGCUGCCCAUUGUAUGCUGUUGAUAAUUUAUACAGAGGCGUAUGAAAACCUAGCAUUAAACAAACCAGCAUGGCAGGAACAUGUCUGGCCUGAAGAACCCUUUGAUAAGGACUGGGAGGCAGGGAAGGCUGUGGACGGACUAUACACAGACCGCUCAGCAGGAGGAAAACAAUGCACCAUUUCGGGCCCAGGUCAAACAACAGCGACGUGGAGAGUGGACCUGGGGAGUGUGGUCAGCAUCAGUCACAUUGACAUCUACUACAGAAAAGAAAAGGACCCCAGUCCGGGUAGGUACCCCAGUAGACUUGCCGGAUUUUUCCUUUACGUGUCCAACACUACGACAAAGCAUGACGGCCAUCUUUGUUUCCAUGAGAUACAGAAUGUGACCGGCACACCAAUAGAGAACCAGAUAAUAAGCUGUUCUGUUCACGGACGAUAUGUUAUAUACUACAACGAACGGACACCGGGUGUCUCCUAUCCUAGUUAUUACUCACAAUACGCAUACAAUGAACUGUGUGAAGUGGAAGUUUAUGGGUGUCCUGACCCAAAAUAUUAUGGAGAGAAUUGCAACCAAACGUGUCCUGGCGGAUGUCAGGAUAAAUGGUGUGACGUCAUUAGAGGAUAUUGCAUGAACUGCAUUCCCGGAUAUCAAGGUCCUCGCUGUAGUCAAGCAUGUGAUGUGCAGACAUAUGGACCCGAGUGUUCUUCACUAUGUGGUAACUGCAGUGAUGGAGAGACCUGUCACCAUGUCAACGGCACGUGUUUACAGAGAUGUAACGAGGGUGUGGAGGGAGAGAAAUGUCAGACACACUGUAUACCUGGUUUUUAUGGAAAGAACUGCGGACAGAGAUGCAGUGAGAACUGUAAAGUGACACACCACUGCAACAGAUUCACAGGGGAGUGUGACGGGGACUGUAAACCGGGAUGGCAGAUGCCAACCUGUCAGGAAGAAUGUGGCGGUGGGAUGUACGGCGCAGACUGCACACAGAGAUGUGGUCCCUGUCUAAACAACAAACAAUGUCACCAUAUUAACGGCACGUGCUUGAAUGGCUGUUCUUCCGGAUAUCAGGGAGGCCACUGUGAGGAGAAUUGCACCAGUGGAUAUUUCGGUAUCAAUUGUGAGAACAGCUGUACGGUGUACUGUGGUAGAAAUGGUAGUUGUGACGGGAUCACUGGGGUAUGUGACGAUGGCUGUAUAGAGGGUUGGAGCGGACCUCUUUGCGGUGCAGAAGAGUUAACAUCAUGCACUACAAGAUGUUCGGAUGACAACACCGUCAUCAUCAUAAGUCUUGUAGUAUCUAUUGCCAUAGUGUUCAUCGGAAGUGUCAUCAAUUUCCUGAUAUGGAAGAGAAAUCAUCCCGAAAACGUAAAGAGAGGAGAAAACUCUAAAAGUGAACCAAGGACUGAUCAUAAUACAGAUAAACCAAGCAGUUCGAGUGGGGUUGAAUCUCCGUAUGCAGAACUGGGUUACGUCGACAGGGCAAACAUGUACGAGGAACUCCACAAUUACACCAAAUGUGCUGGAAAAAUAUAAGACGAAGAUAUAAAUUAACUUUGUUUCCUUGCAUAUAUUUCCACCGUAUUCAGUUUUCUCUGGUGAACUUUCACAUAGAACAUAUUGAAAAUUUUUAGUGAGUAUAAAUGGAUUUCAAUAUAAUGCUAUACAUUCAACAGAAUCGAAAUCUUUAUUUUGAUAAAAUCUUAAACACAGUCAGGAUAUGUUUUUUUCAUGUCUCUCAAAUGGUUUGCUACACACGGACGUGUUCUUCGUAUGGUCAGUUUUGAAAUCAAGACAGGCUACUGACAAAUACGAUACUGUUACAGGGGUAUCAACAGUCUCGUUUAAAGUCAACAUUUUGGAAAUUACAACAGCCUUUCUUCCUAAAACAACCUAUCAUAGGGUUAAAUGCUAUAUGACAUGUUUCGUUCCUCAUGUACGGCCGUUCCUGGCACAAUGAUUUUAACUAUGGUUUACUUCGUUUACUUAAUCAAGAUAUACGGCUCACGACGGGCUUCACCGAUUGACAGGUGGUUUUUACUUCUCCUAGGCAUCUGACCCUACCUGAUACCUGAUACAUCUGGUGUAUCAGAGAUCCCUGUCAUUUUAUGUCCAGUGUGGAAAUUGUGAGGUCGAUCGCUGUUCGUAAUUUUCAUCUUUUCAAAAUUAUGUUUUCAAUUGCAAGAGAAAACAUGUUUUUCAAAUAAUUGAAUAUUACAAAUUCAAGAUUUCCAAGUGACGGAAGUGACUAGUCAAAGGUCAAUAAUAUUUUCGACUCUUGUAAAGUCCUUUGUGACGUGCAUUGCUUGUCUUUGUGUUUCGAUGUAUUUAUAUUUCAGUCGAUAUGCAAGAGCUUGUUCUGGGUAUAGUCAGUUUUUAAAUCGAGGCAAGCUACUGACAAACAAGUUGAUGGUACAGGGAUUUCAACAGUCUCGAUUGAAAUCAGCAUUUCGCAAAUUAUACGGUCGUUAUAACGAUCUAGUUCGUCAAUACAACCUCGCAUUGGGUCAAAUGCUGUCUGACGUGUUUCAUACCGAUUGUUAAGCCGUUCUUGGCACACUGAUUUUGACUGCGGAUAACUCCGUUUACCUGAUUAGGAUAUGGGGCUCACGGCGGGUGUGACCGGUCAACAGGGGAUGCUUACUCCUCCUAGGCACCUGGUCCCACCUCUGGUGUGUCCAGGGGUCCGUGUUUGCCCAACUAUCUAUUUUGUAUUGCUUGUAGGAGUUUUGAGAUUGAUCACUGUUCCUUAUCUUCACUUUGCACUAAGUAGGGCAUGUAUUAUCCCCAUAAAUUGUUCAAUAUUCAGUCUUCACCAUGAGUUUGCCGAAAUAGUUUUUUGUAUGUAAAGCCAUUUGGGUAAUACUUGUUACACUCCUGAUUUUCUAAACGUCUACUGUAUAUUGUGCGAAGAUCGUGUCAUAUUUCAAAGUAAUUUUGAUUGAUAUUUUUAUCACAAAUAUAAAGGCAAUAUUGUCAUGAUGUUUUUUUUUUAAUAUUCCAAUCUCAUCGUCAUUGUUCGUAUCUUUAGAUUUUCAGUUUUGUACCUUCCUAUGAGGUGUAAUAAAGGAAUA